Messenger RNA from Phyllostomus discolor (pale spear-nosed bat), 1311 nucleotides. It is a transcript of the gene SURF6, whose product is annotated as surfeit 6. The record is from RefSeq and is a predicted model, not a curated record. Gene Ontology annotation, biological process: ribosomal large subunit biogenesis; ribosomal small subunit biogenesis. Gene Ontology annotation, cellular component: nucleolus. Lineage: Eukaryota; Metazoa; Chordata; Mammalia; Chiroptera; Phyllostomidae. The transcript has 5 exons. The coding region runs from base 183 to 1259 and encodes 358 amino acids. Gene Ontology annotation, molecular function: DNA binding; RNA binding.
CCUGCGCACGUGGUGCUUCCGGCGAGCGCUCUGCCCCCGCCGCGACCCGGUUGUUUGGGGUCGCGCGGGCUGGGUACCGGGCGUGAGUUGGGGGGCGGGUGCCAGUCCAGGCCUCGGUCGCUGCGCUCCGGCCCUCCUGUCCCGGAGCGGGACCUCGAGUGAGCCCACCCGCGCCUCCAGCCAUGACUUCUCUGCUCGCCAAGGACGCCUACCUGCAGAGCCUGGCCAGGAAAAUCUGCUCCGGGCCCACCCCGGAGCCGCGGCAGCGCAAGCCGGCGGGCAGAACUCAAGGCUCAGAAGCUGCUGGGCCCCCGAGAAAGAAGAGGAAGAGGGCACAGAAGAAAUCCCAGGAGCGGGAGGAGAAGGUUGUGGAGCCCAAGGCCCAGGCCCUGGGGGAGAAAUCUCAGGCCACUUCCCGGGCUAGAAAGCCAGCAGCAGCAGCAGCUGCGGAGGAGAAGGCCGGGGGCCCUUCCGGGGCCCUUGCAGGUGGCCCGGCCACAGAGCCUGAGUCCUUCUUUGCCCUGGAUGUUCUGCGGCAGCGGCUGCAUGAGAAGAUACGGGAGGCCCGGGGCCAGGGCAGCACGGAGGAGCUGUCCCCCACCGCUCUGGAGAAAAGACGGCGGCGGAAGCAGGAGCGGGACCGGAAAAAGAGGAAGCGGAAGGAGCUGAGAGCCAGGGAGAAGGCAGCCAAGGCGGCGGAGGCCGUGGAGGCUGCUGCGCCGCCACCGGAGGCGCCCAGCGAGGAGGCCCCUGAAAAGCCGGGGCUGUUGUUCAACAAGGUGGAGGUGAGCGAGGAGCCGCCGGCCACCAAGGCACAGCGCCGGCGGGAGAAGCGGCAGAGGCUCAAGGGCAACCUGCCGCCGCUGACCGGGAAGAACUACCGGCAGCUGCUGGAGCGGCUGCAGGCGCGGCAGAGCCAGCUGGAGGAGCUGCGCGGGCAGGACGCAGACAAGGCGCGGGAGCUGGAGAGCAAGAUGCAGUGGACGGCCGCGCUGUACCGGGCGGAGGGCGUGCGCGUCCGCGACGACGAGCGCCUGCUGCAGGCCGCCCUGCGGCGCAAGGAGAAGCGGCGGGCGCAGCGGCAGCGCCGGUGGGAGAAGCGCACGGCCCAGGUGGUGGAGAAGAUGCAGCGGCGGCAGGACCAGCGGCGCCAGAACCUGCGCAAGAAGAAGGUGGCCAAGGCCGAGCGGCGCCUGGAGAAGGCCCGCAGGAAGGGCCGCGUGCUGCCCCAGGACCUGCAGCGCGCUGGCCUGGCCUGAGGGGCGGCCGCGCCGCGUGCGCCUGCGCCACCAGCGGGGCCCUGGGCCGGCC